AUGGCGAGUGUCGUGGGUUUGGAUAUCGGAAACAGUAGCAGCAAGAUCGGCGUUGCGCGUGCGCGCGGUGUCGACAUUGUUGCCAAUGAGGUGAGCAACCGCAGCACCCCUUCGCUCGUGUCUUUCGGCCAGAAGGCGCGUGCGAUCGGUGAGGCCGCGGCCACCGCUCAGACCUCCAACUUUAAGAACACCGUUGGUUCGCUCAAGCGUCUAGUCGGCCGGACCUUCCAGGACGAGUCGAUCCAGAACACGGAGAAGAAGUUUGUCACGACCGAGCUCGUCGACGCCAAGGGCGAGGUCGGUGUCAAGGUGAACUACGCCGGCGAGUCGCAUGUCUUCUCGGCCACCCAGGUGAUGGGCAUGUACCUCGCCAAGCUGCGCGACACUGCCCAGGCCGAGCUCGCUGGUGCGGGUGUGAGCGACGUUGUGCUCUCGGUCCCCAUCUGGUUCUCCGACGCCCAGCGCCGUGCCAUGCUCAGCGCCGCUGAGAUCGCCAACCUCAACCCCCUGCGCGUGAUGAAUGAGCCGACGGCCACCGCCCUCGGCUACGGUAUUACCAAGACCGACCUGCCCGAGCCGGAGAACCCCCGCAACGUGGUGUUUGUCGACAUUGGUCACUCGAGCUACCAGGUCUCGGUGGUCGCCUUCAGCAAGGGCCAGCUCACCGUGCUCGGUGCGUCGGCUGACCCCGACUUUGGUGGCCGCGACUUUGACCGCGCCCUCGUCCACCACUUUGCCGAGGAGUUCAAGGGCAAGUACAAGAUCGACGUCUUCUCGAACCCCAAGGCCAUCUUCCGUCUUUCGGCCGGCUGUGAGCGCCUGAAGAAGGUGCUGUCGGCCAACACCCUGGCCCAGCUCAACGUCGAGAGCAUCAUGAAUGACAUUGACGCCUCGUCGCAGCUCAAGCGCGAGGAGUUCGAGCAGCUCAUUGCUCCUUACCUCGAGCGCGUCGAGGCUCCCCUCAACGCCGCCCUCGAGCAGUCGGGUCUCUCCAAGGAUGAGAUCUUCUCGGUGGAGCUCGUCGGUGGCAGCAUCCGUGUGCCCGCCCUCAAGGAGCGCAUUUCGCAGUGGUUCAACAAGGGUCUCUCGACCACCCUGAACCAGGAUGAGGCUGUCGUCCGUGGCUGCACCCUCGCCUGCGCCACUCUCUCGCCUGUCUUCCGUGUGCGUGAGUUUGCUGUGCACGACAUCUCGCCUUACCCCAUCAAGGUCUCGUGGGAGCCCGCGGCAGAUGUGCCGGACGAGGAGAACGAGCUGGUGGUCUUCACCCCCAACAACCCCGUUCCUUCGACCAAGAUUCUCACGUUCUACCGCAAGGAGCCCUUCACGCUCCAGGCUGCUUACGCGGACCCCGCCAAGCUGCCCAAGGGCAUUAGCCCCGCGCUGGGCAGCGUCACGGUCCAGAACGUGACCCCCAACGCCCAGGGCGACCACUCGAUCGUCAAGGUCAAGGCCCGCCUGAACCUCCACGGUGUCCUCAACGUCGAGAGCGCCUACACUGUCGACGAGGUCGAGAAGGAGGAGGAGGUGCCCGUCCCUGAUGCCCAGCAGGUCGAGGGUGAGGCGCCCAAGACCGAGAAGAAGCUCGUCAAGAAGCUUCAGCGCAAGGACGACCUUCCUGUCGAGUCGAACAUCGGCCACCUCGACCCUACCCUUCUUGCUCAGCUCAAGGAAGAGGAGGGCAAGAUGCACGCCGCCGACAAGCUCGUCGCCGACACCGAGGACCGCCGCAACGCCCUCGAGGAGUACAUCUACGACCAGCGCUCCAAGCUCGACGAGCGCUACGCCGCUUACGUCCAGCCCCAGGAGAAGGAGGCCUUCCUGGCCAAGCUCGCCGAGACCGAGGACUGGCUCUACACGGACGAGGGUGAGGAGGCGACCAAGUCGACCUACAACUCUCGUCUUGAGGACCUCCAGAAGAUCGGUGCCCCGAUCCAGAACCGCCACAAGCAGAACGAGGAGCGCCCCAAGGCCGCCUCGGCUCUGCGCGAGGUUCUGAACAAGUACACCUCGAUCUUUGAGAACGAGCCCGAGAAGUACGACCACCUCACCGAUGACGACAAGACCAAGGUCAUCGAGGCGGCCGCCAACACUUCCAAGUGGCUCGACGACAUGAUGUACAAGCAGAGCGAGCUGCCUAAGAACGUCGACCCCAAGCUUACCACCGAGGCCAUCCUCAAGCAGAAGGACGAGGUGAUCUACGUCGUGACGCCCAUCCUCUCGAAGCUCAAGCCUCGUGUGACGAACGAUGCGCCGAAGGCCGAGGAGCCGUCCAACAAGGAUGAGAAGCAGGGCGACAUGGACGUGGACUAA
This is a messenger RNA of Malassezia japonica, 2313 nucleotides long. It is a transcript of the gene SSE1, whose product is annotated as adenyl-nucleotide exchange factor sse1. The transcript has 2 exons. Gene Ontology annotation, biological process: protein folding. Gene Ontology annotation, molecular function: ATP binding; ATP-dependent protein folding chaperone. The record is from RefSeq and is a predicted model, not a curated record. Gene Ontology annotation, cellular component: nucleus; cytosol. Bases 1 to 2313 code for a protein of 770 amino acids. Lineage: Eukaryota; Fungi; Basidiomycota; Malasseziomycetes; Malasseziales; Malasseziaceae.